CACCUCCAUUCACCGGCAUACCUCCAGAGCCCAUUUAGCCAUGUACUUCUCUCCGGCCUUCGUCCUUGCUGCUCUCCCAUUCUUGGCCUCAGCCACCCCUGUCGCCGAGCGUGUUGAGGCUCGUUCUUCAUCUAUCACCGUUCCGCUCGCCAAACGCAGCGCACUCCAUAACCAGGAUGGGACCGUGAACACGAAGCUGCUUCGUACUAGCGUGUCUCGCUCGGUUUCGAAGAUUUCCAAGGGCUUUGAAAAUUACGAGAAGAACACUGGCUCCCCUCACCCACUUGCAUCUGGCAUGAAGGCCGCUCCCUCCAACAAGAGGGCUACCGGCAGCGACGCCCUCACCGAUGACGAAGCCGAGCUCUGGUAUGGUACGAUCUCUGUUGGGACUCCCGCCACGAAAUACACUGUCGACUUCGACACCGGGUCUAGCGAUCUGUUCCUUCCCGGCCCCGACUGCGACUCUUCGUGCUCGGGCCACACGACCUAUGAUCCUUCCUCGAGCUCAACUUCCAACGACGUCGGCAAGACCUUCUCGCUUUCCUACGGCGAUGGGUCCACCGUUAGCGGCGAGCAGUACACAGACACCGUCACCAUCGCUGGAUUGACCGCUACUAAGCAAACUCUCGGCGCCGCAAAGACGUAUUCCUCUGGGUUUGAAAGCUCCAACUUCCCGGCCGAUGGCCUUAUGGGCAUGGGUUUUAAGAGCAUCUCGGACUACAACGCCAACCCGGUCUUCCAAACGCUUGUUGCCAACGACGCAGUCGAUGACUCGGUAUUUUCCUUCAAGCUUUCGUCGAGCGGAGCUUCCCUUUUCGUUGGUGGAUCGGACACUAGUCUCUACAGUGGCGACUUCACCUACGUGCCUGUUACACAGGAGGGGUACUGGCAGGUUGAUCUGGACGGCGUCGCGGUGGAUGGGGAAAUUGUUGUUAACUCAAUCUCUUCCAUCAUCGACACUGGUACCACCCAGAUCGUCGGCGACGAGGAUAACGUCGCUGCUGUCUACAAGCAGAUUUCUGGUGCCACCGAAGCUUCCCAGUACGGUGACGGGAUCUACACCAUCCCUUGUGAUUUCAACACCCCGUUGUCGUUGACAUUCGGUGGUCAAGAGUUCACCGUCGACCCUAGCACCUUCAACCUGGGCAAAGCUGACUCCAGCGGCUCGGCUUGUAUCGGCGGUCUUGCCUCAGACUCUUCGUUAACUAACGAGUUCUGGAUUGUCGGCGAUGUGUUCUUGCAGAACGUGUACACCGCGUUCGAUGUUGGAAACUCGCAGGUUGGAUUCGCUACGCUUGCUUAAGGAUGCAGUGGAGUUUGGAUGGAUGCGUUAUGCCACUGAUUGCUGAGACUCUUCCUGUUUUGCAUUUGCUUCCCGUCUCACUGGUCUUACGAACUGUUAUGGCAUACGUUAUUGUUGUAGUUGUUGCGUUUCUGUCCUCGCAAUUAGAUACUUUCCUGCUUCGGGUUUCUUAGUCGAAAGAAACAUGCGUUCGAGUG
Molecule: messenger RNA, 1500 nt
Organism: Stereum hirsutum FP-91666 SS1
Lineage: Eukaryota; Fungi; Basidiomycota; Agaricomycetes; Russulales; Stereaceae
Product: acid protease
Exons: 7
Coding region: 41-1303 (420 amino acids)
Biological process (GO): proteolysis
Molecular function (GO): aspartic-type endopeptidase activity
Source: RefSeq, a predicted model, not a curated record